CGCCGCCCGCGCGGCCGCUCCCCCUCCCGGCUGCUCCGGAUCAGGGUUAACAACAAAAAUGGCGGCGAGGCCGGCCCAGAUAAGGAGCAGCCGCCCCCCCGCCGCCCGCCCCGCUGCCCCGAAACGAAAAGACGAUUUACCCAUCACUGAGUCUCUGCUGUUUCCUCGCAUACAUUACCAUCAAUGCCCGGCCUGUGAGCGUGUGUCGGGGACGGGGAGCGGCCGCGGACCGGGCGGCGGGCGGGCGCGCAGGCGGCGGGCGGCGCAGGGCCCGGCGCGCCCUCGGCGACGCUCAGCACCUCCCCGUCACUGGCGCCGGCGCUCCCGGGCCAUCCCCUCCGUCCGCACCACGCUCACGCUCAGCUCGGAUCGGCUCAGGCCGGGCAGCGGCGAACCGGGGGAGGGGGCACCAAGAUGCGUCCGGCUCGGCCCCCCGCGCAGCGACUGCCUCCUCCGCCUUUGCCUCCUCCCGCUCCGCCGCCGCUACCCCUCCUCCCCCCGCCGCCGCCGGGUCCUCCUCCGCCGCCGCCGCCUCCUCCUCCUGCCGCCGCCGCCGCUGGUGCCGCCGCUGCCGCUCCACCAACUACAUCCGGGCAACUCGGCCGCUGCGGCCUUCGGAAACCCUCGGCACUUUCCGCCGCGCUCCUCCUCUCCCACCCUCGCGCGCUCCGGAACGCCGCCUUCGGCAAACCUCGGCUCGCCGCGGCCCUCCUCUUCCUCCGCGGCCUGGCUCGCCUCCUCGCGACCCGUCCGCUCUUUCCGGUCGCCGCUGCGGGCUCGCACACGCGCGUCCGGCCGCCGCCCUUCCACUUUAGGGGUAGUCCGGCUCGGGGAGCCGCCCGAGGCUGGUCCCGGGGGCCCCGGGGCGCGCGGGGCGGGCGGCGCCUUCGGGAGGAGGCCGGUGGGGCGCGCGAGGAGCCAUCGCGGACUUAAUAAGGGCGGCUGCGCUGCUGCGCGUGCGCCCGGCGGCGCGGGGCGGGGAGGCGUCCCGCAGGAGCGCGCGGGCCGCCGCCCCCGCCCCUGCGGGCUCCGACCGGGAAGCCCCUGGUUGGGCGGCGGGCGGACGCUGGCCCAGGCGCCCGCUCCGCGCGCGGGGACGCGAGCUGCCCCGGAGGCCCGCGCGGCGGCCUGGGGUGGGCAGGGCGCGCCCCUGGGCCGUCGGCGUCUUAGAAGAAAUAAGCAGAAGCCGUGCAAGGAACUUACCGAAAUCCUUAAACAGAGGGGGCUCUUCUCCCUCUCUCCUUCCUCUGGCACAACAUGAGCGUGGUGGCCGGAGCUUGAAUAGCCCUCUUGAACUACGAAGUGGAAGCCACGUGCUAAGGACGACAGAGCAAAAAGCAGCAGCCUGGUUUUCUGGCACCGUGGACAGGCAUGUCAGCCCAGGAGAGACUACCGCCGGAUUCUUACACGUGAGAGAACGUACUCUGCUAUUUUGGUAAGCCACUGUAAUUUUGGGUUCCUUGUUGCUCAUAGCUACGUCUAACUCAGCUCUCGAAUAUGGAAAGAAAUGAUCUUCUUUUGAGAAUAUAGCAUCAUGUGCUCUAGGUUGUUUAAUUGAGGCUGAUGGCGGCGUCUCCAUUUGAUGAAGGAAUUCAAAUCUGAAUGAUGUCCCCGUAGUAAAAAAAAUUGAUAACAAUACAAGCUCACUUUGAUUUCUCUCUCUGAGGGUGUCAGUACCUUCACUGUGAUGUUCACUUCCUUUGAAAGAAUAACAUGUUCUGACAAGUGGAAGCUGGUUAUCUAAAGCAAAUACCUUGCUACUUUAAAUCUGCUCAAGAACAAACUGUAUUCGUUUUCAAUUCCUGUGUCUAAAGCAGCUGUGGAAAAUGUAUGUUCCAAUGAAUUCAAAAGAUCAAUGUUGAAUUAACAGUAAGUGCGUUCUGCACUGAGGACAGUUGCUUCUAGAGUGCUGCUAACUUGUCUCUCGGCCUAGAUGGUGGCUGCUUACAUAUUUGCUUUAUACUUGUCCACUAAACUGUACCUAUACUGUUCCGUGUUAUAUAUUUCAUACUAAUAAAGGAUUAAAGACGUGAAUUUUGUGAUUUCUUUUAAAAAUGCACCUUUCACUCGUUUUGAAGCAAAUGUUUUGUUUUGUUUAAUAUUUGUUUUGGCCACACCGGGUCUUAGCUGUGGCACAUGGGAUCUUUUUAGUUGUUUAGUUGUUAAGAACUGUUGGUUGCAGCCUGCGUGUGGGAUCUAGUUCCCUGACCAGGGAUUGAACCUGGGGCCCCUGCAUUGGAAGCGCAGAGUCUUAGCCACUGGGCCACCAGGGAAGUCCCACAAAUACUUUGUUUUUGACGAAAAAAUGUAAAAUAUAAAAUUCAUAGUAUUGUCAGCAAAUUUCCCAAUAAAAAUGUAUUGCUUUGAUUAACAAUUUUUAUCAAAUAUGUGUGGUAUCUUCAUUGAAACCGUCCAGUAGUUUAACUAAGGAUAAUCCCAGAAAAUUAUCAGACUUUCUCUAUAUAACAUCCACUUUAGCCAAACCCUUUAAUAAACAGGAUCUAGUUGAAAGAUAACCACCUCACGUCUUUAGUAGAACAAACCUAGAAUGAAUGAAUGGCUAGAUUAGAUUUUUUAAAGUUCCAGGAGCAUUCUAAGACAUAUUUCUGUAAAAAUAGAUAGCAUAGUAAAAGAGCAUUGGUCUCCACUAGUGUGUUUGGACAAGGCACUUAAGUUUUUGAGUUUUAGUUCGCUCUAUCUAUAAAAGAGAUAUGAUAAUCCCUGCCCUCCUAGAUGUGUGAAAGACUGUUGAACAAGCGUUUUAUAAGCCUGUUAUUAUUAAUAUGCAGAUUUGAUUUAACAUGGUUACGGUCCAGAUUGAUCCAAGUUCUCUGAGGCUUUAUGUGCCAGCAGAGGGGAUGUAUCAGUUGAGUUAAGCCAUACUAGCUGCCUUCGCAGGCACUGUGACCUCUCAGGGAAUUAGCACAACACAGAUGUACUCCUCCAUCAUCCUAAUCCAGUGCGAGUCAGGAGGGCCUCUUUGGCGGCUCUCCUACAAUUCUGGGACGUGGGGUGCUUACAUUUCACAACUCUGCCGUCUUAAAGUCCUUUACUUCCGGCUCUACUGAUGGGAAAGAGAAGACGGAGAGCUCACACCUGCCCAUAAUGGUUCUCGACUGAAAGAGUCAUGUGUCCUCCCGCCAGAGUCCUCGGCCAGCACUGUUUCUGUAGCCCCAUCCCAGCUGCAGGGGAACACAGGUACUUACAACACUCUCUCACAACAAGCAACUUACAAGGAAGCUACUUGAUUUAAAGCCAGGAUUCUUAAUAUCAAGUCCAUGGAAUGGCUUUAAGGGGUCUGAGAGUCCCAUGAGAUUUUACACACAAAUCUGGACUUGUGUUGUGAUGUUUAUUUUCCUAGGAAGAGGAUCCAUCUCUUUCUUUGGUCUCAAAGGGGUGCUCAAAAAAAAGUAAAGAAUUACUGAUUUAAGGCAGUAGGUAAGGGGAGAAAACUGUGGAAUUGGCUGCUAUCCUUUCUUUUAAAUUUAAUACUGCCUACAGUUUACUGCCUACUUAGGGUAGAAGACACAUGGACAGUAGAGGUUCCACGCACAGUGGAUGGCUAGUUGUUACACCAGGCAUUUUUCAUAUGCUACCUUUAAUCUUCACAUUCACCUCGAAGGCAGAUAUUCUCAUCCCCUUUGUGCAAAUAGGGAAACUGAAGCUGAGCGGGGCCCUGUGAGGUUCCCAGGCACCGAGACCCUAUGCCCCCCGUUUCUUGUAGGCAAGACUCCAGCCUCCAUGACCUCCCCUGAGUUCCAAAGGGCAGAUUAUGGAACAGUUGCUAAUCAGGGGGGAGCAGCCAGGAAACCACCUGAGGCAAGACUGAAGGGGCCAGAGAAGCUCGUCCACCUGAGAUGAGGUCAAGGGAGCGCACGCCCUGCACACGUCCCACCCUGAGUCAUGGUUACAAAGACCCUCAUCAAAUCCUGGCAAAGUAAUAAAGCUGUCCCUUUCUGCUUCACGCCAAACCCUGUCUCCGAGAUUUGAUUCUGCACCCGUGUGCAGAGAGGCUGAGCUUUCAGUAGCAAAACUAAGAAGCAUAAGGAUCACAUAAUAUGCCUCAGAUCACACAGCUAGUAAAUGCAAGGCAUGUGUGUGAACCCAGGACUGUUUAGCUUCAAAGUCCUCAUAUCACACUGGGCCAUUUAGGUGUUUAUUAUCCAUUGUGAAUGAGACAUAAAAGACAAUAUGGCCUGAACGUAUUCAUAACUUUAUUUUCCUGCAAACUGAACAAACCAGACAAAAUACCAGUCUUUAGCAGAAAUGUCAUAGAAAUUUCUGUGGUUGAAUGACAAGACUCCAACGUUGAUGAAGAUCUGUUGUGUACACAACUGACUACAGAUAGAGAAAGGCCAAAUAGCAAAGAAGAAAAGUGAAAGAAUUUCUACCUGAUUCAUAUUUAAAUACAUGGAUAGAUAAAUAGAAGUAUGUGCUUAAUGCUUUUCUGAUUUUUAGAUAACUUUUAUUAUUUUUUUAAAUUUAUUUAUUUAUUUAGCUGUGCUGGGUCUUAGUGGCAGCACGCGGAAUCUUUUAGUUGUGGCAUUCAAACUCUUAGCUGCGGCAUGUGGGAUCUAGUUUCCUGACCAGGGAUCAAACCCUGGCCCCCUGCAUUGGGAGCGCAGAGUCUUAGCCACUGGACCACCAAGGAAGUCCCUGAUUUUGAGAUAACUUUGCAAAUAAUUUUCAGUAGUUUCAUUUAGCUGGUGAGAGCUUUUUUUAUUCUUUCUAAAUUUUUUUCUGAAUUUUCUAAAUUUUCACUUUAAAUAUAGAAAGUCAUUUAGAAAUAUUAAACAUGUCCCUGAAGUGUCCAGAGUGACUCAUGAUCCACUCAGCCACUUCAGAGAGCACGGUGGAGUUGGCACCCUGGAGCAUUUUUGGCAAGAGAAUCUGGAUUUUUUUUUUCUUGCAAACAACAAAAACCAGCUCUGGCAAAAUGGAGUUUAUUGGAAGAGCUUAGAGAAUUCCUGGAAAGCUGGGUCCCCCAACUUGGACAAAGAAUAGGAACCAAGUUGAUCUCCAGGGUCAGGAAGCAAGUUGCUCUCGAUGGUCGGGAAGCACGUUGUUACUGCUGCGAAGGUCUUGCAGCAGUAACAUUUUGUCAACUUGUAACUGUUCUCAUACCCAUGCUUCACUGAUUCAAAGUCUCAAAGCGGUCUAAAUAUCCAAUCCUCCAUCACAGGCUCAAUACCCCUCUCCGUGCUAUUUCCCCACCCCUGCAGCCUUUUGUUCCUAUAAGGGAAAGAAGCCACUUCCUCCAAAAAUGACACACGAUAAAGGAUUCUCAAAAAAGAGAUUGGGGUGCCAAAUAGGACAGCCAGACAGUAACUAACUGCUCCCACUACAGCCAGCCAUCCCCAGCUCACUGACACAAGGCUCUUUGUGUACAAAUUUUAGAAAAGGAAAUUAAAAAGUGAAAUGUCGUAGUCAAAUUUCUUAGUUACCUAUGCAAAAUGAAAACAUAAUAAAUGUAUUCUAUAAAAUAAUAUAUUAAUUUGGAAAUACCACUCAUCUCUUAAUCACUGCUGUUUCUUUCCCAAUACUUAUCAGAGGAACAAAAGCUGAGUACAGAUAGGUCUUUUAAAAGAAUAGUAUAGGAAUUCCCUGGUGGUCCAGUGGUUAGGACUCGGUGCUUCCACUGCUGUGGCCCUGGUCUGGGGAUUAAGACCCUGCAAGCCACGCAGCAUGGCCAAAAAAAAAAAAAAUAGGAUUGAUUAUACCAAAGGGAGUACAAUAAGGAAAAGAACUUGUGAAUAGUUAAUAACAAAAGUAAGAGGUAGAUAGAAAAAAGAAAUAAGGGAUGAAGAGACAGACCCUGCAGAGGAAAAGAGAGGGAGGCUGUAGAGAGAAACAUGGGUGUAAGUCUUUAGCAACCUCUUCCUGCAGCCUCGCUCCUUCCGCUAACGUGUAUUCCUCAUCACCCUUCCCUUCCUGUCACCAUUACUUGCAUCAGUCCCGGUGAGUUCCCUGCACCUAGAGACAAACAUACGCCCUACAGAGAUUUAGAGCUCAUUCAGAUUCCUACCAAGAGCAGCUUCCUUGCACUAUCGGAACAGGAGCUCAGAAAGCCGCAGUGCUGGCCACAGCAGCCCUGGGGUCUCCGGCAGAAGCCUGGCAGACAGAGAUGACAACAGCCAUCAGAACCCGUUCCUCCUUUUUCUUCUUUAGAGCCCUUGCGAACAAAGCUCUUCCAAAAGAAGGGAGAACCCUUCACUAGCGGAGCCCAGUGAUGCAAACCAGGGCUAACCCACCCCUCUGGCCUUCACCCAAAAGGAAAUUCACCCAAGCGCUAGCCUUCACAUUCUCCGUCAAAGUCAGCUAAAAAAGAAUCUUAGGUUUACCUCUUUGGUUUUCAAGUUUUUCUUCCACGAGCUUAAGUAAAAGGGACUGUUACAGAACCCAACUUGGGCCCACUCACCCACAGGCGGUAAAGACAAUCUACUGACGCCGGGUCGUGGUGAAGGAAAGCGCAGCACUUUUCGCAAGGCGCCCAGUGUUGGGCCAAGCAAGGAGCCCGGGAAGCUCAUGCUCAAAGGGCCCAAACUCCCCAAUGGCUUUCAGGGAAAGGUUUUUAAGGACAGAGUGAAGGAGAGGGCUUUGGGGUGUGUGGCCAUCUCACGGACACUCUUCUGAUUGGUUGGUGGUGAGGUAAUUGGGAGUCAACAUCAUCAGCCUUCUGGUUCCAACCGGUCUGGGGUCUCCGUGUGGGUGGGCAGCAUGCAGGUAACACACAGUGGCUCAAGGACAUGGCUCAGAAUAGUAUCUACAGCCCUUGAGGAGGAACUAAAUGUCCUUGACUUUGUUUAAUGGCUAAACUAUUAUUAUCUUGUCUUGCUUGACUGUUUUCCUUGUUUCUGCAUUUUCUCACUUCUCUGAUUAAAUGUCUUCUUUGGAACUCAGGGAAGGCCUAGGAGGCUAACGCUUUUCAUAAACAAGAGGCAGGCGGAGGACAUGGGGUGGGGUGGGGUUCCGGGACUGCUCUUGACCAGAAACUUACAGCGACAUGAUCACUGGUUACAGAAGUCCUGGAAAGUCCUCACAGCCCCUAAAUUAUAAUCUACUUUGAAAAUGAAUAGCUGUAUUAGACAAAUACAAAAAGUCUAAGAGUGGGAUACUCCUAGAUGUUUGUCUAAAGUAGGAAGAGGUAGAGAGAAAAUAAUAGAUUGUGAUAAAAUCUUUCCACUCUGUUUUCUCAAAAGAGGAUUUUUCUUGUUCCUUUCUUUGGGAGUUACCCUAUUAACUCCCUUUCCAUAUUAACAGUGUGUCUCAACUGCAGCCAAGUUUUGCUAUAUUUUGUAAAUCAACUUUUUUUUUCCUAUCAAAAAUAGCAAGCACAGAAACUUUUAAAGAGGAAUGACUGUAUCAGGACUAAGGCUUGAGGAAGAAGAAAAACAGGUCAACUUAGGCUUCACUUUACUGUAUAUGCUUUUUAUAAUAUGUAUGUUUCUUAAAUUUAGCAUAUAUUUUUGUUACAGAACAGCAAAAAUGUAGAGGAGGUUCUAUAUUUGGAAAACUGUUUGAUAAACAUUUUGGCAUUUAUUAGGAAGAGUCAAAAUCUUAAAAAGGAGAGCUGUAGACUGCAAAUUCUAUUGGAAAAUGAAUAUAGAUUUGGCAACAUAUCCUGAUAAUUGGGUGGUAGGCACAUGACAAUAUUGAAUGCAGAAGACAACGGUUUCUAAGAAAACCAGAAUAUUAGCCUUGUGUCACUGAGAUGGGCUGGUGAACAUAGAGAAGAAUCAUUUAGGAGAGGUAAACCUGGCUCUGUAUUCCCAGAAAAAUGGAACUGGAGUUAAGAACAUUUUGUACGAUUCAGUGUUAAGCUGGGUAGGGGUGAAUUUGGCUAUCAAGAGAGCAUUUUUUUACUUGGGCUGGAGGCCAGGCCUCAGCCUCAGAUGAAAAGGAGUGUGCUUCCCUAAUACCCAGGGGAACUGAGAAGAAAGAAACUGAGCAGCUGCUUUAAAUCCUCUUAGCAGCAGUCAGGGUAUGUAUCUCAACUAACUAACUAAAUGGCUCUGGUCUUGGCCUGGUCAUGGAAAGACGUGGACUAGAAUGAAAACUGGAAACAGUUUAAGUGGCAACUCUGCAUGGGAACAUGAGUUAAAUGGCUUUCAGCAACACCUAUGCUUAUUCACCUCUUUUGUACGUAAUUUGUGACUAACGAUGUGCCCAGACUAGAGUAAACUAGUUUAUACACCCUAAAUGGCUGAUGGCGAAGUGGGUCUGGAGCGAGAGCACAUGCAACACGACCCCAAGGACAUCCCAGACCAUCUCGUGGACUCUCACUUCUUUCUGGCAUAACUGUAUGUCUCUUUGCAACGUGACUUUGCUGUACCUCCCGUCAGGAGACAGUCCUUAAAUCUGGCCUUGACCAUGGGACUCCUGUGUGCAAGGCCUUGCCCUCUCUUGCUGUUGGGGACUCUGCCUGUUACCGAGUCUAUGCUUAUACUGUUCGACGCACGACAGGCCAAUCAGUCGAGAGACAAGUUGUUGGGGCAAGGUAUAGAGAUUUUAUUCCGGAAGCCAGCCGACUGAAAAGAUGGUGGACUCAUGUCCCAAAGACCCAUCUUGCCCAGGUUUGGUUGCUAGUUUCUUUUAUGGAACAAAGAGGGGAAGGUGAGGAGGUAAAGUAAAAAGAGGCAGUAGGUUGUUGCAAACAUUUCCUGGUUCCAGCCAGCCUCCAGAGGGGAGGUGUUAAUUUCUUCUUUCCUGCAGCCAUUCAUAGGUGGACCUUGUCAGGAUGUUUCCUGGGAGCUGAACAAAGGUAUUUUUAACUUAACACUCAGGCAGGGGAGGCAGGGUUUCUGGAAAUGGGCAACAGCCUUUUAAUGAUUAACUUGUAAAAAAAAGCAAUAGAAUACAAAGGUUAAAGGACAAGAAACAGAUCCAAUAUGGAGUCAGAUUUGUUCUUCCCUAUUACCUGCCUGCUCCUCUUCAGAAAAAGUCCAGGCUAGUCUCAUAGAGGACAAAAGAGUGUGUGGAGAGAGGACCCGGCCUUGCCAGCCAACUCAGCCUCUCCAGGUGAGACCUAUACACAGACAGGGAACUGCCCCUGCAUGGAGCAAAAACAAACCCCAAUUGCUGACCCACAGAACUGUGAGCAAAUAGUGGGACUCUGCUUUAAGUUACUACAUUUGGGGGAUGACUGGCUAUACAGUAAAAGUUAACACCAUUACUAAUAAGUCAAUACCAAUUAUUAUUAUUUUUCAAACAGAAGAUGUUGUUACAAGGCUUCAGCAAACAUACAUGAUAUGGGGAUAAUUUUUUAAGACUAAAAUAAAUCUAAUAUAUCUUUAUUUGUAUACUAAUUUAUUAUAUAUUUUAAAGAAUAAUAGAAUUUAAAGCAGAAGUUAAAGAAGUACAACACAGCUACAAUAAAGUAAUUCACUGGAAUUCAAAUAUCUGCAAUCAUUUAAUCCAGGGGCUAGCAAACUACAGCCUUCAGGCCAAAUCUGGACCCUGAACUCUUUUGUAAAUAAAGUUUUAUUGGCACACAGCUAUGCUCAUUCAAUUACGUAUUGUCCAUAGCUUCUUCAAUACUAUGACUGCAGAAUUGAGUGAUUGAGACAAAGACCAUGUGGCUUACAAAGUCUAAAAUAUGUACUGUCUGGUGCUUUACAGAAAAAGCUUGCUGACUCCUAGUGCUUGUAAUUCAAUAAAUGUUAGCUGUCAUCAUCAUUGUUAUCAUACAUUGUCGUCAUCCCUAUUCUUGUCACCAAUGGGAUGCAAGUGGAAAGUAAUUUUCCCUUGAUAAAAGAGCAGACACCUAAACCUAUAAAAUUACUAUUCCUAACCUUUACAUGAACACUGUCAUUGGCAGGUGAAGAGAAACAUACACUCUUCUCCUUAUCUGAGUAAGUAUCAAUACUAACAGAGACACUUGCCUUGUAUUAGAAUGCAUUUAUUUGCCAUCCAAGUCCACACGUAUAUUUUUUACAUAAUUGCAAAGAUAUGAUACAUUUAAAAAUCUUUUUAGAUAACCAUUAACCAAAAUCAGCUUAAAAUAAAAUAUGGACAAGAAACAAAAAUUAGGCUUGAUUUAUUAUGUGAAAUUAAUUGUUAGUGGUGUUUAGGAAUCAUAUUAGCUGUUACUAAAAAGCUUAAAUCUGUAUUUCUACAGAGGAGUACAGUAUUCUGGGGUCCUCAGAAAAAAAGGAUAAUCCAAGAAAGGAAGGUGUCUGUUUUUGCCUCCUUUCAUUUUAAUUUCUUCUUGACUUUCUUGGAUAUGAUGAUUUGAGUCUUUCUUGAAUUCUGAGAAAUUCUUAACCAUUAUAUCCUUAAGGAUUUCCUUGCCCCGUUCUCUUUCUUACUUCCUUCUGGGACUGGGAUUAUAGGUGCAAUACUCCAUGUCUAUGUCUUUUAACUCCCUUUCACAGUUUCCAUUCCCAUUCUCUCUCUUGAACAGUGUCUAUUGAAUAGCCAAUCCACUGUAUCUCUAAUUUUAUUAAAAUUUUAAUUUUUAGAAGCUGUGUAUAAUACGUUUUUAAUGCCAGGUUAUUUUUUAGUCAUUGAUCUGAUUACCUUUUUGAUUUAUUUCUGCAAAUUAAGCUUACUUAGUUUACAUUCCAAAUCCAAAAAGUUAAACACUGUUAGUCUUUCAAGUCUGAUUCUAUUAUUUAUUAUUUCUGCUGACUCUCACUCAUGGUGGCUUAUUUCCUCAUAUGUUUUGUGUCUUUUGAUUGUGCAUUAAUAUUUGUUGUAAAUUUAUCUCCUGUAAUUCUUUGAAAUCUGUGUUUUAAGUUGGGUUCCUUCAGAAUGGACUUAUAUUUGCUUCUUCCAGGUACCUAGGGACACACAGGUAGCAUGAAUUUGUGCCUUAAAACUGUAAGAGGACCUGGUGGUGUUGGAAAUUUUCAGUAAAACUUUACCUAACCACCUGCUUCCAGCCAGAGCCAAGGCUGCUAGGUAAGUUCCAUUAGUAUCUUACGUGAGGGCUUGGGUUACCAGAUUUAGCCAAUAAAAAUAGAGGAUGCUUGGGGGCUUCCCUGGUGGCGCAGUGGUUGAGAGUCUGCCUGCCGAUGCAGGGGACACGGGUUCGUGCCCCAGUCCGCGAGGAUCCCAUAUGCCGCGGAGCGGCUGGGCCCGUGAGCCAUGGCCGCUAAGCCUGCGCGUCCAGAGCCUGUGCUCCGCAACGGGAGAGGCCACAACAGUGAGAGGCCCGCGUACAGCAAAAAAAAAAAAAAAAAAAAAAAAAUAC
This is a messenger RNA of Orcinus orca (killer whale), 11194 nucleotides long. RefSeq names its product translation initiation factor IF-2-like. Lineage: Eukaryota; Metazoa; Chordata; Mammalia; Artiodactyla; Delphinidae. The record is from RefSeq and is a predicted model, not a curated record. The transcript is spliced from 2 exons. Bases 59 to 1261 code for a protein of 400 amino acids.